UAUUUGAAGGAUAUGGGACCAUAAAUAUGUCACUAGAGAAAUGUCCUACAGGAAUAAUGAGCCACAGGAUAAUCACAUAGUUCAAACCAAUAAUGGCAGACCAUCAAAUCAUUCAAGAUCUGAUAACAAAAAUAGGCAUCAGUCUCAUAUAGGGAGACACAGGGAACAAAAUGGAAGGCCUCAUUAUGACAGGGAACGAUCUAGUGAUGUCUAUCGACCAAGAUACCCAAGUAACUCAUCUGACAUGAGAGAUGGCAGAGAUAAUCGAUAUAAUCCUAGAGGAAAUGGACAACACUAUCCUGAACCAGUGAACAACAGACCCGACAAUCAGCAUCCUGUUCAAGAAAACAAACACGAUCAGAGCACCCUUAAAGUCGAGGUGGCAGAAAUAAAUCUGCAGAGCCUGAAGACUACACUAAUACCCCUGAAUAUCAGCUAUGGGAGAAGCUUAGUAAAAAGAUUAAGGAUUGGAACAGUGAGCGAAAGGAAAUCUUUCAUAUGACUUUUCCUGACAAGUAUAUGGAAUAUUUUGGGGUUAUCCAAGUAUUUCUUCAAGAACCAGACAACAAAUAUAGCAGUAAAUGUGUGAGGAUUUCCAGUCUAACUGAUGUUUACGAACUAAAAAGUAUCCUGAAGGAAAAGUUUUCGCUUCAUCGUGAUUUAAACCCACAUCGAUUGAAUGUCUAUGAAGUUCACUUGGGUUCACCGGAACUAGAAUUAGAACCAGAUAUGUUCCCCAUACAAAUUCAAUUGGAGUGGGGUAGCAACAGGAGUGAUGGUCGAUUUGUUCUAAAACUUCACAGCGACGUUCCUAUCUCACAAGACGUGUUUGGGGAUGUGGCCACCUUUAAAAAGGCCAACAGUAAUGUGCUACAGCUACAAAGGCACCGGAAAGCAAUAUUAGAUCAGAAACUGAAGGUUUCUUCAAGGACUCGGCCGAGCCCACUGGAGGACCACUCCGUGUGCACGCAGACACCAUCAACAGUAACCAACCCUACAAGACACUGCUGGUCUCCAACACGGAUAAUGCCUGGUUUGUGCUGAAGGAGAUGUUGGAGAAGUAUGAUAUCAGGGGUUGUGGUCCGGAGGAGUUUGCUCUCUUCCAGAUCACUGUUAGAGGCGACACUGGCAAGGCUGACGAACAUUUAUUAAGCAACAAUGACUGUCCUAUGGCGAUCUUGAAGAAGAGAGACACCGACACAAGUAUAACAUUUGAAAUGAGGAGAAGGCCGCUCAAUGCAUUCCCUGAUAUCCCUGAUGAGUUUGAUGAGGACCUCAUGCAGUCUCGGAACGAUGGCACGCUCUCAAGAAGGAGACCCCCAAAUUAUGCAAAGAAUGUGCCGUAUCUGUUGGAGAUAAACGCAAGACCGGGAGAGCCACCCAUUAUAUUCUAUCUUGACAACCACAUCACCGAGAUUGGAUCUCUGAGACAGAACAAGUUUAACUAUUUGUUCCUUCCUGGCCCGGAUGUUGAUCAGGUGCACUGUAUAAUAAAACAGGAUCCCUACUGUAUGAUAAUCUACCCCUGCUCCUCCGAACCAACCUUUGUCAAUGGUACCCGGAUCCCGGACUCCGUCCCGCUCCACCCUGAUGACGUCAUCACUAUCGGACGGAGCUACAAGUUUCAAUUUGUAGUGCCGUAUUUCGAGCGUCCUGACGACGGUAGGGGGUUGAGAAACAACCGGGCACAACCUGAUCAGUACUACAAGGGACAAUAG
Molecule: messenger RNA, 1718 nt
Organism: Bolinopsis microptera
Lineage: Eukaryota; Metazoa; Ctenophora; Tentaculata; Lobata; Bolinopsidae
Product: kinesin-like protein KIF14
Exons: 9
Coding region: 1050-1718 (222 amino acids)
Biological process (GO): signal transduction
Cellular component (GO): cell-cell junction
Molecular function (GO): protein binding
Source: RefSeq, a predicted model, not a curated record